Molecule: messenger RNA, 2979 nt
Organism: Sorghum bicolor (sorghum)
Lineage: Eukaryota; Viridiplantae; Streptophyta; Magnoliopsida; Poales; Poaceae
Product: BTB/POZ domain-containing protein At3g50780
Exons: 3
Coding region: 926-2557 (543 amino acids)
Source: RefSeq, a predicted model, not a curated record
CGCCACCGCAUCGUCAGGGUCCUCGGCCUCGGGUGGAGAAAGCUGCAGUAAAAAUCUUUCUCCAUGCGAGCGACUCGGCCUCGAGGAGGAGUGACUGACACUGGAGUGGUCGAGUUGUGUGAUGAAUCGCAGUGGAAACCGUGAGAGUGUGACCGAGAUGCUCUGAGCCCAAUCAAGGGAGCAAAGACGCCGGAAGCGACACGCCCCAGUACUCUGCUGCUGCUUGCUUCUACAGUCCCCUGCCUGCCAGCCCCCUGCUGCUGCUACGAUGGCGAUGCAACACGGCCACCAGUAGCCGCUGCCGCAGCACGCAACGGGAAACGGGGGUGUGCAAGUGGAAACAAGCUCUAAUCGCUCUUUGGGUCUGUGUGCGAGUGCGAAGAGGAAGGGGGAGGGAGGGUAGAAGGAAAAAAAGGAAGCUCAAAAAAAGAUGAGAUCUUGAGGGAGGAGGAGCAAGGCGGGAGGCGGCAUGAUGGCGGCCGCGGUGUGCUAGCGGGCUAAAGCGGGGGCACCACUGAUUGCUGAUGGGGAAAAGGAGAUGCAGGAGGUAGUGGUGAUGCGUUCAUGCCCGCCGCGCCUAGCUUCACUGCUUACCUGCCCUUAGGCGCCUCCUCUGCUCGCUAGCUAGUCUGCUGCUCUGCUUUCUCUUCACCGCUCCUCCUCGCUCGCUUGCCCCCGCCAGCCUGCUCUCCAAGGAGGGAGGAGGGACGAAGAAGUGCUGCGGCUGUGAUUGUGAGUGAAGCCUCCUCCCCUCUGCCUCUCUUCUUUUCCUUAUUGAUUGAUUGGUGAGCCGAGCCGGAAUGUGAUGCGACAGAGGUGUGCACAUUAGCACCGUUCACAAAUCAUAAAUAAACCUCUGAAGACCAAAUAAACGUUUCAGUUAGCCAGCUCUGAAGGAAGAUACAGGCUUGUUCAUAAGAUAGUCAUGGCAGAGUUCAAGAUUGGUAGGCUGGAUGGCCAGCCACCAAGGAUUAGAAAUGUGCCCAUUGCCGUCACCCCAGAAGGAUUCUGGUGCUGUCCAUCACAGGCCGCGCUUCAGAAGACAGCAAAGAGCCCAAACCAGCAGGGCAGGACUAGAGGGGGAGCAUCCCCUGCGCCAUCGAAGGCGUCCUCGGUUCAGAGGGCGCCAACCAUUUCUUCAGAGAAGAGAGCACAGUCCACUCCUACUAGGUCUAGAACCAAUUCAGAUGAGCAGGUAUGCCCUCCUGCAGAUGCUGUUGCUGCCCCUGAUCCACCAAAGGUAGUACCUGUACCAGCACCUGAGAAACGACCAAAGCAGCAUAAGAUCUCGGUCGGAUUUGGGCAGCUUGGCACGAGUGAUCUGAAGGUUGUGCUGCAUGGCAAGGAAGGGGUCGCUGUGAAGAUGAUUGUUCACAAGAACAUCCUUGCUGAAAAUAGUACCUUUUUUGCCGAUAGAAUCUCGAGGCAGUCUCCGGUGGCAUGCAUUGAGGUGCCAGAUUGUGAGGAUGUGGAGAUUUAUGUCGAGACUGUUGGGUUGAUGUACUGCAAGGAUGUCAAGCAGAGGCUUAUCAAGCAAAAUGUUCCACGGGUUCUGCGAAUCUUGAAGGUCGCAGAAUCACUAGGCUUCCGUGCAUGCAUCAUGUCAUGCUUAGAUUACCUGGAAGCUGUUCCUUGGGUCGGUGACGAGGAAGAAAAUGUCGUGUCGUCCAUACGGCAGCUGCACGACGAGGAUCACAGAGCUAACCCCUUGCUAAGGAGAGUGACAUCUGACGUCCUAACAAAUCCUCCGAACGACACUCUUGCACAUAUCAUUGACCUGGUGCUGAAGAGCAGUGAGGACAGAGGCCGCCGCGAGAUGAAAUCUCUGGUCCUGAAGCUUUUCAAGGAGAACAGCAAUGUCUGCUCCCAUGGUUCUUCAGCAGCAGAUUCCUCCUGCAUCAUGACCUUGUACAGCUGUUUCCAGAACUGCCUGGAUUCCCUGCUGGCACUGUCUCGCCAAGCUUCCAAUCCUGAAGAGCUCGCGGGCGAAGAAUCUUCAGGCAGCAGCAAAGAACAGACGUUCAGAAAGAUUGCUCUGGAGGCCGAUAACCUGCUCUGGCUAGCCGAGAUCCUAUCAGACCGGAACGCAGCCGACGAACUGACGGUGAUCUGGGCCAGCCAGGCGGAGCUGGCGGAGCUGCACCCCAAGAUACCCGUGAUGCACCGCCACCUGGUGAGCUGCGUGACGGCGAGGCUGCUGGUGGCGAUCGGGAAAGGCGAGGCGCUGCCGUCCAAGGAGACGCGGCGGCGGCUGCUCGACGUGUGGCUGCAGCCGCUGAUGGACGACUACCGGUGGCUGCAGCACGGGUGCCGGUGGUUCGACCGCGCCGUGGUGGAGGACGGCAUCGGGCAGGCCAUCCUGACGCUGCCCCUGGAGGACCAGCAGGCCGUGCUGCUCGCAUGGCUGGGUCGGUUCCUCAAGGCCGGAGAUGGGUGCCCCAACCUGCAGAGGGCGUUCGAGGUCUGGUGGAGGCGCACCUUCGUCAGGCCGUAUGCCGAGCAGCAGCAGCAGCAGCUCGGGGGCGGGAGCUCGUCGUCGCGGUCGGGGCGGCACUGAUCGUCCUGCAAUUGCUUAGAAUAACAGUCCAUGGUGCUGGUUGCGGUUUUGCAACUCACAGUGUUGGAACAAGUCAGCAAUGAUGGUUUUCUUGCAAGUUUCAGUGGUAGGAGACUUGGCUUCAAUUAGAAGAUGCUGGAGAAGGGAGAGUAGAGUGUAGGUUUACUAGUGGCGAUUUGUAACUGACGUUAGUUUUAAUGUUGGUUGUGUGCUUCUGUUGUAAUGCUUUGGGAUAUGAAAACCUGUCUGAUUUCUUGGUACAGAAAUCAAUCUCCUGUAGGUUUACUAGUGGCAAUUUGUAAGUGAGGUUAAUUUUGUUGUUGGUUGUGCUUGUGCUUAUGUUAUUGUAAUGCUUUGGGAUGUGAAAACCUGUCUGAUUUCUUGGUACAGAGAAAUCAACCUCCUGUGAAUUUAGAUUUUUA